This is a messenger RNA of Corythoichthys intestinalis (scribbled pipefish), 2976 nucleotides long. Its product is annotated as E3 ubiquitin-protein ligase TRIM39-like. The record is from RefSeq and is a predicted model, not a curated record. The coding region runs from base 368 to 1753 and encodes 461 amino acids. Gene Ontology annotation, biological process: protein ubiquitination. Lineage: Eukaryota; Metazoa; Chordata; Actinopteri; Syngnathiformes; Syngnathidae. Gene Ontology annotation, molecular function: ubiquitin protein ligase activity; zinc ion binding. Gene Ontology annotation, cellular component: cytoplasm. The transcript is spliced from 3 exons.
AGUGGUUUGGCCCAUUGAUCAGUGCUUUGAAAUACUGAAGGCUACCAGAUUAGUUUUAAACGAAUGAAAGGGCUCUGUAACAGCACCUAGGAGUGACGAGACGUGAGAUCGACUUCUGCGGAAAUCAAGUCAGAAAGGUAUGAUCACAAGUCCUAAGUGUCCAAUCCCCAAGAAUGGCAAAGAGCAAAACAGAGCUGACUUUUGGACAUACUGAAAACAAAAGCAUCCCGUCAAUGUCAGAUGAAACCACAAUUGCAAUCUCUUUUGUGUGACACGAGCUUAAGGUUACAGCUAGUCACCUCAGGAACAACUGCAGCUCAACAUUCCGAACUUGUGCGCCGAGACAGACACCGUCUUCUCCAAAACAAUGGCUGAACGUCUGGAGGACCAUCUUAAAUGUCCCACCUGUCUGGACAUCUUCCAAGAUCCCGUCAUGCUGCUGCCGUGUAGUCACAACUUCUGCCGUGCGUGUCUGCAGCAUUGGAAGGACACAGGAGAACGAUCGUGUCCACUCUGUAGGACACUGUUUAGUUGGAUAGAUCCGCCUCCGAACUUGGCACUGAAGAAUUUGUGUGAGAACCUUUCACGAGCCUCAGUCAAGUUAGAAGAGAUGUGUAGCUUGCACAAAGAAGAACUCAAACUCUUCUGUUUGGACCACCAAGAGCGUGUGUGCCUCAUCUGCAGAGACGCAGAAAUACACACUGGUCACCAGUUCCGGCCCCUCGAAGAAGUUGUGAAAGGUCAUCGUGAGGAACUCAAGAAAGGCCUGCAGAAGGCCAAGGAAAGACUCAAAGAUUACAACGACUGCCGAGAGAGCUGCAAUGAACAGGCAGAGUACAUCAAAGUCCAGAAGAAGAAGGUCGAACGCAAGAUUAAGAAGGAUUUUGAGGAGCUCCGUCGCUUUCUUGACGUCGAGGAGAAGGCCAGGUUGGCAGCGGUCAGGGAGGAAGAGAGGAACAAGAUUCAAAGGAUGAAGGAGAAGAUCGCAGCUCUCGGAAAACAAAUGGCCACUCUCUCGAGUGUCAUCAGAAGCACUGAGGAGCAGCUGGAGCCUAGCAAUGUUUCUUUCAUGAAGAAGUUCAAGACUGCGAUGAGCGGGAUCCAAGAGAUCCCCGAUAAACCGGAGGAUCUCCGAGGUGGUCUUCUGGAUGAAGCCAAACACGUGGGCAAUCUCAUGUUCAACGUGUGGGAGCGACUGAAGGAGACACUCGUCUACCAUCCUGUCAUUCUGGACCCCAACACGGCUGAUCCAGAACUCAGUCUGUCCGAAGAUCUGAGCUGUCUGACUUUAAAAGAAGCACAGCAGCAGCGUCCAAAGAAUCCAGAAAGGUUCAAGUGGGAGUCCGUGCUGGGUUGUGCUUUAGACUGGGGAAGACACGUGUGGGACGUUGAGGUGGGAGACAACAAUGACUGGCAAGUGGGGGUUGCGUGGGGGGACCCUUGUUUGCCAGAGAAAAUGAAUAGUUGGUUAACUGCAUUUUGGGAUGGGAAAUACACAAAUUUCAAUGACCAAUUUGGAGAGUGGAAUCUGCCUGUCAAAGUGCAGAAGAUCCGAGUUAAAGUGGACAUGAAUGAAAGGUCAUUUUCCAUCUCUGAACCUCUUACAAACAUUGAAUUGUGGAAACAUAUGAAGUCUUCCAAUUGGCCAGACUUGUGCGGUAACACCAAAAUGUAUCCUUAUUUCCGGACGGCACAUAAAAUUCCUCUAAAGAUAAUCCCCAUUCCACCUCUUGUUACGAUUGCCAUCAGUUAGCCGUCAUGUUGACACGGGCUGAACAGCUUGAUUUUCUGCUUUUUAAUGUCAUCUGAAUCAUUCGUUUUCUUUUUCCACAUGAUUUGACUCUCAUUUAUUGGCCAGGUCAUUCGACGGGACUUUACUAUAGAAAGUCAAGUCGAAAUAAUGAAGCAAGUAAUCAGUAUUCUUUUCUCCCAAUACUUUUGGACUUGUACUCUUGUGUAUACUAUUUUUACUUUAAUGUGAGUAAUAUUUGGAAGUAAUGCUACUUUGACUUGAGUACAACUUUUGGCGACUCUCUUGGUAACAUUGAUUUACUUGCACUCCAGUCAUUUUUCAAAAGUACUUUGAGUGAUUAUAUUUGGAAGUAAUGGUACUCUUACUCAAGUACAACUUUUGGCUUCUCUCUUGAUAACAUUGAUUUACUUGUACUACUUUAAUACUUGUACUACAGUCAUGUUUUUAUUUUAUAAGUACUUUGAUUUUAUUUGAAAAUAAUGCUACUCUUACUCGAGUACAAUGUUUGGCUUCUCAUUACAGUUUUAAAAAUAAGACACAAGUUACUUGUGACUGAGUUAAGUUUAUUUUAAAGUAAUGCUAUUACUCACGUACAAUGUUUGGAUUCUCAUAACAGUUUUAAAAAUAAGACAAGUUACUUGUGAUUGAGUUACAGGAUGUUAUUUUAAAGUAAUGCUACUCUUACUCGAGUACAAUGUUUGGCUUCUCAUUACAGUUUUAAAAACAAAUAAGACACAAGUUACCUGUGACUAAGUUAAGUUUAUUUUAAAGAAAUGCUACUCUUACGUACAAUGUUUGGCUUCUCAUUACAGUUUUAAAAACAAAUAAGACACAAGUUACCUGUGACUAAGUUAAGUUUAUUUUAAAGAAAUGCUACUCUUAGGUACAAUGUUUGGGUUCUCAUAACAGUUAUAAAAAUAAAUAAGACACAAGUUACUUGUGAUUGAGUUAUAGUAUGUUAUUUUAAAGUAAUGCUACUCUUACUCACUACUCUACUGAUGACAUUUUAAAAUUAAAUGAUAAUAAACAUUUACUAUCGUAAUUACUUGAGUAUUCUUAUCACCGAAUACUUUCUGACUUGUACAGGACUUGAGUGAAUUUUCUGCAACUUGAGUCAUCAUAUGUUGAAGUAAAGUUUCAACUUUUCAGCUUGCUUGAGUAAAUUACAGGUAGUCCCCGGGUUACGACGUACCCGACUUACGUGAUUUCGACUUUAUUACGCU